GUGAAGGCGGCGACAAGAUAUUGUUGUGAUAAAAAUGCACAGCUAGUGCGAUGUUUUCUGUAGCGAUUCCGCGGGUUCAGAGUUCAUUCGACGUCGGUAAAUGAUAAUGUGUUUAUUAUCUGCGACAAAACAUUAAUUAUAGUGGCAACAUGUCUAGAAUGGUGCAAAUCUAAUUUGAAAAUGAAGAUAACAAUGUUGAUUUUAGUAUUGUUAUUUAACGUUGGGCUUGCACUCGCCAAAGAAGAAUUACGCUGUGCAAACUCUGUUAACAACAAUGGUCACUUCAUCGAAGAUGUUACCUCAGAAGAUGGCACUUCAGAGGACUCAGUAUCAGAGUCACCGUACAUCAACUGCCCCAGCAACUAUUGUUACACAUUUUGGAAAGAAGACCUAACCAAUGGCAGUAUUAUAAUUAGACAAGGUUGUUGGCACGCCUCCGGCAAACCGAACGAAUGCGACCGUGCGGAAUGCAUAGCGGACAAGGAGCCUCCAAAGGCAAUGAAAGACGCGAAGUUCUGUUGUUGCUCGGACCACAUGUGCAACAUCAACUUCACCGACGCCUAUGUACCAGUUAACGAAACCGCACCUCCAGUAGUGGCGGCCGCCCUAGGUAACAGCACUAUAUAUGUUUAUGGACUGGCGACAUCGUUUGUAUUCAUAUGCAUGAUUAUAUUGCUUUUCGCCUAUAAACGGUGCAAAUUCACGCCGAAGAAAUUCGACGUGGAAAACCAAGAGGAUGGUGUAAACUCGCAAACCAGCUACAGCUUGGACGAUUUGAAAUUGGAAACUGUCAUUGGUCAGGGUAGAUACGGUUGUGUGUGGCGGGGCGUGAUCGAAGAUCAGGAAGUCGCCGUUAAAGUGUUCCAGGCCCACAACAGGAAUUACUUUUUGAACGAAAGUGAAAUGUACAAAAUAGCGGGUGAACACAGCACCCUGUUAAAGUGCCUAGGCAGUGGUGAAUAUCAGGUUAAUCCGAACGGACCUACCGACUACCUCUUGCUGCUCAGUCUGGAACAGGAGUGUUUGCAAGAAUAUCUAAAGGCACACACCCUGGACUUGCCCACCUUGUCCAAAAUGAGUUUGGGAGUUGCCAAGGGUUUGGCUCACUUGCACUGCGAUUUGGGCAAACCAUGUAUAGUGCACAGGGAUCUGAACACAAAAAACAUAUUAGUCAGGGCUGAUUUGUCUUGUGUGAUCAGCGACUUGGGUUUGGCCCUCAUACCUAGAAGAGCUGAGAAUAAAGCUUUCAGUGAAGCUGGAACAUUGAGAUAUAUGGCACCUGAAGUUUUAGAAGGUGCCGUCAACUUAAGAGACUGCGAAAGUGCUUUAAAACAAAUCGACGUCUAUGCAUUGGGUUUAAUUUUGUGGGAACUAGGAACAAGAUGUACUGACAUGCAAAAUGCCGAACCCCACCCCUAUUUACCACCUUUUGCUAAGGAGACAGGUGAAAACCCGUCAUUGGAGCAGAUGCAAACACUUGUCAGCCGAAGGAAAGCCAGACCUUUGUGGCCACCGUCUUGGAAGAACACCGCAGCCGCGAGACUUUUAUGUGAAACAUCUGAAGACUGCUGGGACCAGGAUGCUGAAGCUAGACUGACAGCGUUAUGCGUUGUGGAAAGAUUACUUGAACUGCCCCACCUAAAAGGAAGAAUCUUACAUCCUUUGCAUCCUCCGGCAAGUCCCACCCCGUUGAUAAAUAAUAAUCACCUCCAUGAUCAUCCUACAAUCGACGCAUCAGUGGGUACCAUAGAGACACUGCUCUCUCCAUCUGAGGAACACUGUAAGAACUCUAACCAAUUGGCAGCUUGUAUGAAUCCCAUGCAACCAUAUCAAGGAAGAAAUCCGUGUUUAGAAAGAAAUCUACUGACAGGAUCUAGUGAUAAUUUACUUAUUGAUAAAUCGUCGAAACACUGCACUAGCUCGGAAUCGCAAAAUUUAAUCACCAACGACUAUCUAAACUUCCAGAUCAACCACAGAGCUGCACCAAUACCAUAUUUACAAAAUGCGGUACACGACUGUCCAAAACAACCUAACGUAGUACAAGAAACUGCCAUUAAGCCUAAGUUCAAGUGGUACCGUUUUAAGAAGCUGUUCAACAGCAAAAAACACUUAUCCAAUGAUCACCAAUGUAAGGACACUCAGGUUAAACUAAACAGUAAAUUAGUUAACGGAUUCGGUAAAAAUGGAGUCACGACAUCGCUACUGGGAAACAAGGAUACUGUCAGACCCUCCACGCUGCCACUCUCUGUGGCCAAACCCGUGGACACAACAAACAGCGGUGUCACGCAGAUUUUGAAGCGCCGAAACAGUUUGUCACGUCAACGAUCGCUCGAACAGUUCAAUGAAGUGUUUUCGUCCACCAGCGACUUGUCACGACUGAAAGAUCCGUCGAUGAGGGUGAAAACGCCGGGCGAUGUUCCGCCAUCCGUCAGAAGGACGAGGGGCAAGGCGGCCGCCGAGUCGGCCGCGAGGUAUUCAUUGUACGAUGACAGUAUAAUGUGCAGAGGUCAGUGGGGAAGCGCCCCCGACCUAGAGCCGCCUGCACCUCUUAAACCCCCGCAACUGAACGACCUACAGGAUAGGGAUAGCGUGAGUAGUUUCUAGAAUUCAAAAUCUAUCAAAAUAGGGCGACUGCCACUGUCAUCAAACAGUACAUAAUUUCUGUGUGUGUUUUCAAUAAAUGAUGCGGGAACAUUUAUUAAACUUGUUCACCCUAAAUACAAAAAUAUAUAUAUACAUAGGUAUAUGUAUGUAAUUUAAAUAUAGACAACUAGUUCAUAUACCAAAAAUAUAUAUAAGUAUUUACCGAAUUGAUAUUUAUUAAAAGAAAUUAGGUACUACUUGAAAUUGAAAUAUUUGAGUUCAUAGUUUUUUUAUUAAUGUCUAAUGUUUAUAAAUAUCUUAAAAAGAAACUCAGACUUGAUGUCCUUUAUGUGUAGUUUAUUAAGAAAUAUUAGGCCAAAGGUUUUUAUAUCGAAAUUAAGCCAAAGAAAUUUAUAAAAUUAAUUUUUAUUGGCAAUAAGCGUUUAGGUCUCAUUAGUGUAAAAAAAAAACUAUAGGAAAAAUUGUGUAAACAAAAAUUAGCCUGGCCUAAUGAAAAUAUUUAAACAAUUUGUGUACUAAGUGCAGAAGUGACAAAAUUCUUUAUGUAAAUUGAAUAUAAAUAUGUAAUUGGGUACGUUCUUUUAUAUAAUAUAUUAUAAAGGGGCUGACUUCUUAAAUUAACAUUUUGAUUAAUUAAAAAGAUAUGUGUUAGAUUUAAGUGUCUGUUUGUGUUAUUUGGUUGAUGCAUCUAUAAGAGGCAGCCUCCGAAAUUUUUACCGUCUUUAUAACUACAACAAAGUGCAAUUAACCCACUCAGGGUAUACUUAUUUAAUGAAGGCCACAUUAUUUAAGUGAAUUUGAAAUUCAACAUCACUCAAAAAAUAAAGGCCAUACUCUCAGUGUACUGUCAUUUAAGAGAAAUGUACCUACAUUCAUUUAAAUAAUAAAUUAAUUGACAACUGAUUUAAUAAACACAGUAUAUGCUGCGUUUUUUAAAAAUAUAUUGAUUUAGGUACAAAUUUAAAGAACAAAUUGUAGUUAUUCCUUCUAUACUGAGUAUGCAAUACUGUAUUCUAGUGAUGAUCAUAUACCUGAAGUCCUUGUAUUUCAAAAAAUAUAUAUAUGUUAAAAUGUCACUUAAACAAGGUGAUGAGUGACCAAUGUAAUUAAUAAUAGAAAAUGAAUUAAUUUUAUCAAUGAUAACCAAAAGAUAAUCUAUUCCCAAAUGUUCAAUGACUAUUAUAUUGGUCGCUAAUAACCACGUAUUUAAUUAUGUAUAAGACACCACAUCACAUUUUUGUUUACAAUGUAUUUUUUUGAUACGUCACUUUUUUGUAUUAACCAAAAAGUAAUAUGUAACUAAAAGAGCACAAUGUUUUUAUUUGAGGUAUCCUCGAUAAUUAGUAAUAUUUAAAUUACAUAAUCACGUUUAGAUGUAAGUUAAUUUAGGAACCCCUAAUUCACACUAAUUGGUAGAUAAUCUUAAAAAUCUGUGAUUUUACUUUAAAUUGAUUUGUUAAAAAUGAUAUUAUUUAUUUGGCUGUGUAAUUUGCGUGUGAAUUCACAUUCCCCCCCACUUUAGUAAUUUUAUAAUUUUUUGGGAAAAAAUGGACCCCAGAUGUACUUUACGACAUUUAAUAUUUUGCUUAUUGUCCCAUAUGCAAUGCAGACUGUACUAACAUGGCAUAGUAAAGUAUGUCAAUAGAUUUCCUUAUUUUUUGUAAAUAUAAUUAAUUCCGUUUUGAAAACAUUAAUAUUAAAUACAUAUUAUGUAUAUUUAAAAGUAAUAUAUAUUUAAUAAAACGAAGUGUUUACCUGUAAA
Molecule: messenger RNA, 4366 nt
Organism: Aethina tumida (small hive beetle)
Lineage: Eukaryota; Metazoa; Arthropoda; Insecta; Coleoptera; Nitidulidae
Gene: wit
Product: bone morphogenetic protein receptor type-2
Exons: 7
Coding region: 181-2604 (807 amino acids)
Biological process (GO): protein phosphorylation; BMP signaling pathway; cellular response to growth factor stimulus
Cellular component (GO): plasma membrane; signaling receptor complex
Molecular function (GO): ATP binding; transforming growth factor beta receptor activity
Source: RefSeq, a predicted model, not a curated record